Molecule: messenger RNA, 2213 nt
Organism: Drosophila serrata
Lineage: Eukaryota; Metazoa; Arthropoda; Insecta; Diptera; Drosophilidae
Gene: nanos
Product: RNA-binding protein nanos
Molecular function (GO): RNA binding; zinc ion binding
Source: RefSeq, a predicted model, not a curated record
CCAGCACUACCAACAACCGUUACUUGGCGCUCUGUCCAAAAAAAAAUCUGAAAAUUAUAUUCCGUUCCGACACUUGUUACAUCGCUUCCUGACCCAAAGUCCCCUGAAACCUAGCUUAAACGUUAAUGUUCAGAUUAAAGAAGUAACGAGAAUACUUCAUAUAGUGUAACCCCGCUUGGUUUUUUGUGGACCUGUUGAAAGCAAAGCGCGCCGCUCCGGUACAUUUUUUGACGGCAGCCAUGUUUCGCAGCAAUCUGGAAGGCAGCGCCGCAUCUGUGAGUGCCCCCCAUACCGGGUGGGAAUAUUCAACCGCUGACGAUGCUCCUUUCCAGGACAACUUUGCUGCUUUCCACGGCAGGGGGGGCCUCAACUUGCUGGGCCUGCAAAACAUUUACUUGGACACCAGUGGCGGAGGAAACAAUAGCUUGCCGCCCACACCGUCCAUCUCGUCCGCCACGCUCAGUCCGCCCAGUACUCCUCUGACACCGCUGACCCCCGAACCGACGGCGCAGACGACGCACUUCCCCCUACUGUCUGACAGCACCGCCGCGGCCAACACAUUACUGCUCCAGCGCCAGUACCACUACCAUUUGCUGCUCCAGCAACAGCAACAACAACUGGCCCUGGCGCAGCACCAGUUGGCGCUGGCGGCAUCGGCGGCGGCUGUCAAUGCAAAUCACCAACAGCAGGACGAGAUUGCUCGAUCUUUAAAAAGAUUUGCGCAUUUGACGCCUGGCGCAGCAGAGGACGCCGCUUGUACAAUGCAGGAAGCGAUGCAAGAGUUUGCGACCAACGGCUAUGUGAGCGACGACAUCAAUCGUUUAUCCUACGCCACUACACCGCCGGCUGCCCAGACGCCACCUCCGGCAAUGCAGCAGCAGCAGCAGAUGCACCUACCGUUGGGGCGCAAUCCCCAGCUGCCGGUCAAUAGCAAUGUAAUUCCGCUAGCGGCACCUCUCACCGCCCAUUGGCUACAAACCUACAGGGAACAGCUGAACAAUGUAUGGCGCCACAUGUCCUACAUGCCGGCCGCUACCAAUGUCUCGGGACUACAGGCUCAGGCCGCGCCAGCCAUGUCUCCCAAUAUCGGGGUGGGAAUAAAUCUGGGCUUGCCUUUGCAGCCGGAACAAGUGCGGAACGGAACUAAUCUCAAUACCAACAACAUAAACAAGAUGCACAAGCGUUUUAACAACAAGGCUAAAGAGAUCAGCCGUCACUGCGUGUUCUGUGAGAACAAUAACGAACCGGAAGCGGUGGUCAACAGCCACACGGUGCGGGACAACUUCAACCGAGUGCUGUGCCCCAAAUUGCGCACCUACGUCUGCCCCAUUUGCGGAGCAUCUGGGGAUUCGGCACACACCAUUAAAUACUGCCCCAAGAAGCCGAUUAUUACCAUGGAGGAUGCCAUUAAGGCAGAGUCCUUUCGCCUAACUAAGAGUGGCUACUACAAGCAGCAAAUGAAGGUCUAGAUCCGACAACAAGUUCAGGAAGAGCAGAGGCUCUGGCAGCUUUUGCAGCGUUUAUAUAAACUGAAAUAUAUAUACGCGUUCCGAGCGAGGCUGGAUAAAAUACUAGACUGAAACACUAUAAAGCGCCUGGCGCGUUCGAUUUUAUAAAGUUUUUAAACUUGUCCCGUGCCUAUUUCUAUAGUAUAUAGUAGUCACCAAUCUAUCACUCAACCAAAGUUAAAGCAAAAAAACAUAAAAAAGGUUUUUGUUCGUUUCUGUGAAAAAGAAACCAAAUUUUGUAAUACAAGAGUACUCACGAUAUCGUAAUGUUUGUUCAAUCGUGUUCGAGGCCGAUAGAAGCAUCUCGCGAUCCGGAAGUUAAUGGAAGGAACUGCCGGCCUACAAGAUUUCUUAAACAUUUUAAUCGUAUGUUGUUCGUUUCAGGCCGACACGAUUUCGGUAUAUGUAUCUGUAAUUGGAAUACAGUGUGUACUAAAAUUUUGAAAUAAGAGAGAGCACUUUGAAUAUCGAACUGCCAAUCAUAAUAUAAUAUUAGAAUUUAAUAUAAAGCCUGGAAAAGGAAAGAUCAAGAAACACUUUCGAUCAAAUCGGCGACACCUAACAUUUUCAUUGUGAAAGUUUUUAAAUUUUUGACAUUCCAUAUAUUUUGAUAAUUCAAGAUACUUUUUUACUACAUGUAUCGCUUAUAUACAUUCCAAACACGUCUAUAUAUAAGUGAAAUAUAUAUAUAUUUUUUAAACCGUG